AAGUUGACCGACUGGAUUGCAUGGCUGAAAGUGUAUGGAACCUGCGCUUCUGGAAAAAUAUUUACAAGUGGACAUAACAUUGAAGGAAAACAAACAAGACACGCUGAAUACUUCGUAUGAGGCUUCUCUUCGUGCGGGAUAUUGGUUUAUUUUGCGACAGCUGCCUGUAAAAGCUCAUACGAGAGGUUUGAGCCAAUAUUAAUAUUUACAUAAUCGUGCUCAUUCGGGCUCGCGCAUCGUAUAGACUUCAGCUGUAAGUCUACGCAUUGACAUUUUACGCAUAACUCAAAUCACAACUUUCUCUACAUGCGAGAUAUAGUAUAUAUACCGUGUUUUUCAUUAUUUUAAGUUAUUCGGAAAAAACAAGUUAUACAACAGGGAGGCGUACUUUGCGUUGCGCCUUGGUCCUAAAGCCGGUCGCGUAUUCGUCUGUUGCGCGGGUAUCCAGCGCGUGCCCCAAUGCUUCAUCUGAGGUCGUGUUCCAAAUUAUUAGACGUAAUGAUGGAAAGUGUUUUGUUGGAGCAAGGCUAACUAUUUUCUCUCUCUCAUUAAAUCCAGAAUAAUUUGAACGUGCAUAUAUAGUGAUUUUGUAAGAUUAUUUGUCGUUUUUGUUUACGCAUUUGAGAGCAGUUUCUUUUUUGGAGAGUGUUGUAGAAUAACCCUUGCAUACUAAAAGCUGGACUUUAGUGGAGUAAUGGUGGUCAAUACAGUCCACUGGUUCAGGAAGGGCUUGCGGCUCCACGACAAUCCUUCACUCAGAGACUCUAUUCUGGGAGCGCACAGUGUCCGCUGUGUGUACAUCCUCGACCCCUGGUUCGCAGGAUCCUCCAACGUCGGGAUCAGCAGGUGGAGGUUUUUGCUGCAGUGUUUGGAAGACUUGGACGCCAGCCUCCGCAAACUCAAUUCACGACUCUUUGUUAUCCGUGGCCAACCCACCGAUGUCUUCCCCAGGCUUUUCAAGGAAUGGAACAUUAAUCGUCUGUCCUACGAGUAUGACUCAGAGCCAUUUGGAAAGGAGAGAGAUGCUGCUAUCAAGAAGCUAGCCAAUGAGGCAGGCGUGGAGGUGAUAGUUCGCAUCUCUCACACGCUCUACGAUCUGGACAAGAUCAUCGAGCUGAAUGGAGGUCAGUCUCCGCUCACGUAUAAGCGCUUCCAGACCCUCAUCAGCAGGAUGGAGGCGGUGGAGACACCCGCAGAGACCAUCACUGCAGAAGUCAUGGGGCCGUGCACCACACCGCUUUCUGAUGACCAUGAUGAGAAGUUUGGAGUUCCCUCUUUGGAAGAGCUCGGCUUCGACACAGAGGGCCUUUCCUCAGCUGUGUGGCCAGGAGGAGAAACAGAGGCCCUCACUCGCCUAGAGAGGCACCUGGAGAGGAAGGCUUGGGUGGCCAACUUCGAGAGACCAAGAAUGAAUGCCAAUUCGCUGUUGGCUAGUCCUACGGGCCUCAGCCCAUAUUUAAGAUUCGGCUGCCUCUCCUGUCGACUCUUCUACUUCAAACUCACAGACCUCUACAGGAAGGUCAAAAAGAACAGCUCACCUCCUCUGUCCCUCUAUGGCCAAUUACUGUGGCGUGAAUUCUUCUACACGGCUGCUACAAACAACCCACGCUUUGACAAAAUGGAAGGGAACCCCAUUUGCGUGCAGAUCCCAUGGGAUAAAAACCCAGAGGCUUUGGCAAAGUGGGCUGAAGGCAGGACGGGUUUCCCCUGGAUCGACGCCAUCAUGACCCAGCUGAGGCAAGAGGGCUGGAUCCACCAUCUGGCCCGACACGCAGUGGCCUGUUUCCUCACCCGUGGAGACCUGUGGAUCAGCUGGGAGGAGGGCAUGAAGGUGUUCGAGGAGCUGUUGUUGGAUGCAGACUGGAGUGUGAACGCAGGAAGCUGGAUGUGGCUGUCCUGCAGCUCCUUCUUCCAGCAGUUCUUCCACUGCUAUUGCCCUGUGAGCUUCGGCCGCCGCACUGACCCCAACGGAGACUACAUACGGCGAUAUCUGCCAGUCUUAAGGGGUUUUCCUGCCAAGUAUAUCUAUGACCCCUGGAAUGCUCCAGAAAGCGUCCAGAAAGCAGCCAAAUGUAUAAUUGGUGUCCACUACCCUAUGCCCAUGGUGCAUCACGCUGAGGCAAGCCGCCUUAAUAUAGAGCGUAUGAAACAGAUCUACCAGCAGCUGUCUUGCUACCGAGGCCUGGGACUGCUGGCAAUGGUGCCGUCCAACCCUAAUGGAAAUGGGGAGAAUUCCACAAGCUUAAUGGGUUUUAAAACUGGAGACAUGACUAAGGAAGUCACUACACCUUCAGGGUAUCAGAUGCCGCCCACCUCUCAAGGAGAAUGGCAUGGCAGGACAAUGGUUUACUCACAAGGAGACCAACAAACAAGCAGCAUCAUGACUUCACAAGGUUUUGGCAACAAUGGAAGCACAAUGUGCUACAGGCAAGACGCACAGCAGAUAACAGGACGAGGCUUACACAGCAGCAUCAUCCAGACCUCUGGAAAACGACACAGCGAGGAGUCUGGUCCUACCACUGUCUCAAAAGUCCAGAGGCAGUGCAGCUCCUAAACAUCAGAAAGGGCCAGCACUACUUCGCAGAGGCCUGAUUUUAUUUGUUCGCACCUUUUCCCGAGUUGUUACAUUUUGCAUUUUUAUGGAGGAAACCAAAAUUCCAUUGACGGGAGCAUUUCAAGGGAGUGCAUGAUUAUCUCUAUAAGCACAUCAACACAUAACACUUCAAAACAAUCAGACUGCACAUUAUCCCAGGGACUUCACCCAAGCGGUCACCAACAUCCUAACAACAUUGCAAUUAUGUUGCGGCUCUGUGAUCUGCACAGCUGCAAUGUUCUGUCAACGUUGCGUUCAUGUUUGGACUGGUUGGGACUAAAUUUUUGUUGUGUAUAUAAGGAUUUGACAAAUAUUCACAUACAAAAUGUACAUAUUUAAUAUUGUAUGUGCUUUCUCUUUUUCAUGUAGUCAUAGACCCAUUGAUAUAUUUUUGAUAUAAAGGAUCAUUGUGGAUCGACUCUUCUUUAUGAAAACAUGAAAUUGAACCUUUUAAAGCAUUUGUAGACUGUGUAUACUGAGCCUGUCCACGGGCUGCUUGCUUGCACUAUGUUUUUUUGAUCUCUCAUUUGCUUGCUCGUCCUCAAGUCUGUCUCUAUCACAGCUGUACAUGAUCUCUCGGUUGCCAGACUGACAUCUGUCUCGUACACCUAUUCAGUCCCUGUUUACUCCCACUCUUUAUCUGGGUGUCUUUCCAUUGCUGUAAAGUGUAUGAAACUAUAAUUCACCAUUGUGUUUCUCAUCCUUUCACAUUGUGCUUGUUUAAUAAAGUGUAAAUGUA
This is a messenger RNA of Danio rerio (zebrafish), 3332 nucleotides long. It is a transcript of the gene cry1a, whose product is annotated as cryptochrome circadian regulator 1a. Lineage: Eukaryota; Metazoa; Chordata; Actinopteri; Cypriniformes; Danionidae. The record is from RefSeq and is marked validated. Gene Ontology annotation, cellular component: nucleus; cytoplasm.